Suillus fuscotomentosus is the source of this 588-nucleotide messenger RNA. RefSeq lists its product as uncharacterized. Bases 1 to 588 code for a protein of 195 amino acids. The record is from RefSeq and is a predicted model, not a curated record. NCBI's taxonomy places the organism in Eukaryota, Fungi, Basidiomycota, Agaricomycetes, Boletales, Suillaceae. The transcript has a single exon.
AUGGGAACUCGCGGGUAUUACGUGCUCCGCUAUCGGAACAUUUAUUUCGCUCAAUACCACAACUAUGACAGUUAUCCAGAUGGGCUUGGCGUAAAGGUGCUUCAAUCUAUGCAAUUUCCCAAUGCCAUCACGACCUAUCUACAGAUGUUGGGAGAGAUACUAGAUGGGCUGAGAAGUCUAUCUGAAAUAUUGAUAGAACGCGGUGAUGAUUUCUCCCCCCCAUCCUGGCAGCGGCCAGAAAACGACAUCUUUAUCGAAUGGAUCUACGAGAUAGAUGUUGAUCGCAAUAUCUUCCACAUAAAUGGAACGCCUUUUUUCUCCUUGGAAUGCCUUCCAGACGAGGGUGAUUUUAUCCAAUAUAUCUCCAAAGAUCAUUACGGCAACCUAGCUUGUGCGUUGCGAUGCCCCCCUGAGCACAGGUACAAGAGGCCAGCACCACCGACCGUCAGUAAUUCUGACCUCGCAACGUACCAAUCUUCCGUGUGCACUGGAUCUCACGUGGCUUUGAGCGAUCUGCUCGCCACUAAUGAUUUUUUAUCUCCAGACGAGCGCAUUCGAGUCUUAUUGCUAGAGGUCAUGAUUGGGUAG